This is a messenger RNA of Populus euphratica (Euphrates poplar), 2406 nucleotides long. RefSeq lists its product as uncharacterized. The record is from RefSeq and is a predicted model, not a curated record. The transcript has 5 exons. The coding region runs from base 124 to 627 and encodes 167 amino acids. Lineage: Eukaryota; Viridiplantae; Streptophyta; Magnoliopsida; Malpighiales; Salicaceae.
AUAUGUCCAGUCCACCCCCUCAAUCCUACCUCCUUCCCUCUCUCCGGUACUUUAUCCAUAACCAAAAUCUUACAAGACAAUUUCUUGCCUAUUACCGAAAACACAGGAAAUAAAACGACCUUGAUGGCUCGCUCUCUCUCUGUUUCUCUUACAAAAACAUACUACCUCACACCGUCACCAUCACCAACGAGAUGUUCUUCUCGUUUACUUACUCUUAGAGCCCAAUCAAACAUUCCCAACAGGAACAACCAAUCAGAAUCUGAUGAUUCUUCUUCUUCAUCAUCCACAGACCCUUUGCUUAGAAAGCUAGAAGAUGCAAUCCAUGGGAUCAUUGUGCGCCGUGCUGCGCCUGAUUGGCUCCCUUUCUUGCCUGGAUCUUCUUAUUGGGUCCCACCUCCCAGAUCUGCAUCUGGCUCUCUUGGGAUUGCUCACCUUGUUGAGAAAUUGGCUAAUCCUUUGUCUGAUGAGGAGUCUCUUUCUACCUCUACUGUUAGAGGAUGGCCCUCCUCUGAUUAUUUUGUUAAAGGUGCAUCUCCACAACUGGCGGAGGUAAAGUUGAAUUCAAAGAAAGUAGAGGCAGAUACUACCUCAAGUAACACGUCACAAUCUGAGGAUGAGGAAGGAUAGGUCAUAUUCCUUAGAAAAUUAGCAUCCAGGCUUAUCCGAACAUGUGAAUUUCAUGUAGAAUCAGGAAAAGCGAAACAAGCGAAACACCAACUGAAUCACAAUUUGAUCAACUAGAGCUGUUCGGAUGUGACUUGGUGAAGUAGCAAUAAGUUUAGUUAUUCCUGAAUGAAUUAUGCCUAGAACUUUAUUAUUCACAAAUGUAUUCUGUAGUUAAUAACGUUACUUAAAACUAUGUUGUUUGUGAUGCCCUUUCUAUUUUGCUGGACCUGUUCUUUUUUUUUUUUUUUUUUUAAGUUCAAUUGCAUGCUUUUGUACAUAUGUUUUAAGCUAAUAACAUGGUGAUCUUACUCUCCUUCUCCCUCUCUCUCUAGAUUUAAUGUAUUGCUAGCUAAUUUCGGCAGUUUACUGCCAAUAUUUAAUUUCUUUUUAUUUAUUACCUGUACAUGAACAAUAAGAAAAAGGCGUAAUCAAGCAAUCAAACAGCUAGCAUUCACUUAUAUCCUCUCUCCUCUCCCACUUGGUUUCUGAUUGUUGUGCUUAUGCUUCAUGUUUUGUGGAUAUCUCUUUACUUCAUGGUCCUGGCAAUUCUUGGUGUCUCUGCUAUUGAAGACUGCUUGGUAUACUAGUACUGUGGCCUCUUAACCAAAUGCUCAUGCUUCAAGAGGUCUUUGUAGUUGCUCUCAAUCCCUAUGUGCUGUUGGAGGUGUUAGAGCUGCUGUCGUACUGCCCACCGUCUUUGUCACUUAUACUUCAAAUCUUUAUAUCUUUAUUGUCACUCAAACUUCAAAUUUUUGUAUCAUUAUUGAUGGCAGUGCUAAUUUGGAUGCUCUUUGAUAUUUGAUUCAAGAAAAAUGUGAUUCAAAUCCUGUGAGUGCUUGUUUAUUGGAUAUGGAUAUGCUAAUGACUGAAUAUGGUAAUGGAUCUUUAUUGCUAUGUCCUUGAUGAUAUUUCAUUAAUGACAUUUUAUCACUUGAUGUAAUUUCAAUGACUUGCGUGUCAUAUGGUUGGGUCUUCUGCUGCAGCUCAUUUUUUCUCUCAGUGCUGCUGUUUUUGGUGCUGUGAAGGUUCUUUGUGUUCUGUGAUGGCUGGAGGUCUCUGGAUAUGUCCAGUGCUGCAACACUGUUUCUACCAUGCUUUGUUUCAUGCUGGUUGAUUACGGGUAGGAUUUUUAUCCUUCUUUCGCAGCCAGGAUGUGCUAUCCAUAACCUUAUUAUUGACAUCUAUUAUUAUGGGUUUGAAAUAGGCUACUGAAGUGGUGAAAUUUAACGCUACAUGGUCUUCUCUUGUUGCUGCUAAGGAAAAAAGACGUGAUGAUCUUGCCGCUGAAAAUAAAAUUUUGAAGAAUGCCAUAUUGAGAAUUAAGAGCUGAGUUGCUUUGGUACCAGCACUUGCACCAAAUACUUGGGCUGCUGCAAUAGCAUCUAUGGAACCAAACUCGAUCAAUCAAACCCUUUAGCCAAUGCUGGGGGUGGUUCAAUGCUCACGGCAUUCCNNCUCCAUUUAAUUAUAUGCUGCCCAAUCACGACUUUUUCAAUAACAUCAACCCAACAUAUCCAACAACUGGUGGUGUUGUAGCAGGAGCUGGAGCUGACAACAGGAUGUAGUGGCAUUGGCAUCUGCUGCUGCUGGCAGGAUUGUUGCAUUUAGUUUUAUUGCUUUAGCAGUUUUCAGUCUUCGAAAUUUUUCACAUAACAUGAACCUCAACUAGUGACUGGUUGUGUUUAUAUGAUUACAACUUAUAUUAAUUCUUAGUAUUUAGUAUGAUAUUUGAUGAUCAAA